Messenger RNA from Pantherophis guttatus, 2011 nucleotides. NCBI's taxonomy places the organism in Eukaryota, Metazoa, Chordata, Lepidosauria, Squamata, Colubridae. The record is from RefSeq and is a predicted model, not a curated record.
GAGACGUUGCCAUCUUCCUCAUUUAAGUUCUUCAUCAUGAAAAUUCUUCUGAGCCUAGUUUGCAUUUCUGUACUUCUUUCUCCCGCUUUUUUCGAGACCCAAGAAAUCACAAGGAGCAAGAAGCUUCCUGAUAUAUCAACGUCAGUUGAAGGGGUGCCAAAACGUCAUACCCAGGAACCCAAGGAUGCAGAACCAACAAUACUUCCAUCUGUUGGUGCCUCCCUGGAGUGUGAAAUGUGUUUUGGCACGGGAAGUAGUUGUCUAAGUGGCAAAGAGAAGUGUGAAUUGGAUGAGGACAUCUGUCUCAUCGACCUGACAGAAACCUCCAAAGGAGGAAAAAACAUGUCGCUUAUAGAAAAGGGCUGCUAUUUCUCUGAGAACUGUACCUCUGCAUCUGUUUUGGUGACUUUUGGACAAGGAGAAUUCCUCCAGAAAAGCACCCUCUGUUGUUCAGGAGAAGACUGCAGAGAAGAUUCUCUUCUACGGCCACCAAUAAAUAUGACAGCCAAUGGGAAAUACUGCCCAGCCUGCUAUUCUGAAUCUGAGCCGUGUCCUGUGAAGACGGUCAACUGCACUGGAUCUGAAAAUUACUGCCUGGAUUUGCUCGGGCCUAAAUAUUCUGAAAAACGCAUCACUCUGAAAGGUUGCACAACGGAGUCCAUCUGCAAUGCUUUACACUCUGGAAAAGUGAACUUGUUUGAUAUGGAUACUGUCAAUUGCCGGCCAGCCAACCAGGUGUCCCAGCUGACAGGAUGUCUCCACCUCACGCUCGCUGCACACCUGCUGAUGAAAGUCCUCUUGUGAUGCCCCUCUUGCGAGAAGCAGCCGUUAAAGGUUCCUUGUUUCUCCUUCUCAGAAAGAAGAACAUAGAACAUGGAAGUGGUAUUUCACCAAGAAAUAUCACAUACCACCAAAACAUGCCACCGUUUGAGUCCACUCGCUCAGUUUUCUCACUAACUGACCAUCACAAGGUCUCCAGAGGAAAUGUUGGGACUUGAAUUUGGACCCUCUUUUUAACCAAUGAGGAACAGCUUGUCAAGCCAUGAAUACGCAGAAACAACAUUUCUCCUGGAAAAUGCCUGUACUUAAUAGACGUGUGCAAGGUAGAGUGGCCAUCCAAGGUGAUCAAACCAACCAUCCAGGGUGAUCGUCCUUGAUUUAGGAUUUCGUCUCGGAGGAUGGGACUUCUGGAGGCCUGCCACCCAUGCACAGAAGCUGCUGCUUUUCACAAAUAAAGUUUGGCCAUACCACUCUGGUACUAUACUUAAGAAGGUGGAGAGCUCUGUGUCUCCCCUGCAAAACAAUCUUCUGAAGAUUUGCACAAUGUAAUGCUUAAAACCUGGGAUCUGCUACCAGGUUAGUGCAGGGGUCGGCAACCUUAAACACUCAAAGAGUCACAAAGGUCCUAACCGAAAGCCCCCGUUCAAUUCUGGAGCCAACUGGAAGCCUGGUUCCCCUAUCAUAGUCUCCUCCUAGUGCGGCGUCCUUUUUCCUCUACCUAUCCCAGCUGAAAGCCCUAUCAAUUGUGGAGCUGACCAGCAACAGGGAGCCGCAGCAGAGGGAUGAAAGAGCCACAUGCGGCUCCAGAGCCCCAGGUUGCUGACCCCUGGAUUAGUGUAAAGAGUAAUGGUGGUUUUCCCAUGGCAAAUCUAAUCAGGACAGCUGGUUAGGCUUGGUUAGUUUUUAACUCUGGUUUCUGGAUGUAUAUGAAGUAUAUGUAUAUGAAGUUUGAUGCAAUCAUGGCACAAAAAUAUGGCAAAUAUGGUGCCAAUUGUAUGGGUUUACAGUAAUCACGUUAGCAUGUUCUGCCAAUGAGUGAGCAGUGUUAAACCUCUGCUUCAAAUGGACCAAAAUGCUUGACUCGGUUUACGGUAAAAUUCCCUGUUUUCCUCCCUUUCCUGCUGGAUAUUUGGGGGAGAAAUGUUACAGAGCCAUUUGAACUUACUCAAAGCCGUUUGAAUCUCUGAGAGACACCUCCAGACCUCCAAAUAAAAUAUGGUUUUAAACUCGA